CUUCAGUCAACACUGUUAAGUUGUUUUGACGAGAACCCGAGGCUCGUCAAUUGUCAAACUGCAUCAAUUAUUUCCACAAAGAAUUUAGAACGGACAGACUUACCGCUUCGGUAAUUAUCACUCAGCAGUGCGAUCCAGUAUAUUCCACCAGGGCUUACCUCUCUAAUCCCCAAUAUUAACGGAUAAUGUCGUGGCUGAUGACAAGACAGAAAUCUACAGAGAGCACGAGCGAGGAGGAGAAAGACGACUUAGAAAGUCAUCCGAGCGUUAUGAUCAGCUCUGUUGACGAGAUUAUGGAUGACAGACCUCCUUUUUGUUUGAAUGAAGAGCAGCGAAAGAUGAAGACGUUUCACGAACGCAAAACAGACCUAAAUGCUGCGAUAGAGUGGAUUGUUAAAGAAAUUAAAAUUCUCAAGCAGCAAGACCAAAAACUUAUGAAGCAGUUUGUACAACUUCGAGGCGUCCUCAACUCAAUCAAGAAUUGCCCACCGUCUCCAGUGAUGUCUCCAAUAUCUCCAAUCGAUCGAAAAAUCAGUCUUCCCGAGACCUCUCCGAACUCACCAUUUCGUCCCCCUAGUCGGAUUGCCGAAAAGUCUUCGGAGAGGUAUUAUAGGGACGAAGCCUCGCCUGGUCUCCGAAGAAGGGCGGUGUCAGAUAACUCGGGAAGGUCACUUCUGACCUAUUCCAUGUCUUCAUUGUCUUUUGAUGAAAGCGACUUCACAAACGAGAACUUUGAGCACUUUGCAAUAUGAAGGGAAAAAAUUUAAAAAAAUAGAAUUAAUAGACUUUUGAACACAGUUAACGAAUAGCUUUUUCGCGCAAUCGGAUUUAAAUAUUUGAAAAUUUUUGUAAAGAUUAUUUCCAGAGUUAACAGUAAAUAAAAUUUGGUAUGAUCGUG
Molecule: messenger RNA, 898 nt
Organism: Stylophora pistillata
Lineage: Eukaryota; Metazoa; Cnidaria; Anthozoa; Scleractinia; Pocilloporidae
Source: RefSeq, a predicted model, not a curated record